Nothobranchius furzeri (turquoise killifish) is the source of this 3617-nucleotide messenger RNA. It is a transcript of the gene ikzf4, whose product is annotated as IKAROS family zinc finger 4. The record is from RefSeq and is a predicted model, not a curated record. NCBI's taxonomy places the organism in Eukaryota, Metazoa, Chordata, Actinopteri, Cyprinodontiformes, Nothobranchiidae. Gene Ontology annotation, molecular function: DNA-binding transcription factor activity; RNA polymerase II cis-regulatory region sequence-specific DNA binding. Gene Ontology annotation, biological process: regulation of transcription by RNA polymerase II.
AUAUAUAUAUAUAUAUAUAUAUAGUUUAAGGAAAAUCAAGCGAAUUGUUAACUUUUCUGUAAAACACAAUUAUUUGCUGUUAUAAAGUAUUCAAAAAUAAAGAAAAACAUUGCAAUAAUAGUGGUACAAAAUUACAGCUUUUUCUAUGAAGACAUUAGUAUAUGCCCCUGUUAUAACACAAGUAAUUUAAUUAAUUAACCCAAUAUCAUUAAUAUUUAAUUUAACGUCACAAUUUGAUAAAAUACACAGAGUUUUACAUUGAAACAACAAUACUUUUCCUGAUCAGCUGUUUAACACUUCUCUCUGUUAAUUUUUUUUACUGCAGUUUGCUGCCAUCUUGUGAAACGACAAGCGUAGAAAAUAGACAUUUCAUCAAACCUCUUACUGAUUUGAAUAUUUGUCUUCCUUUUCAGAUACAAUAAAUAAAUAAAUGCAGUAUAUAUGCAUCAGUGUCAAUAAACGCAUUUAUAGCGGUGCAGAUCAAUGCAAAGACAAUAAAUAAGGUAAAUAAAGUGAUUCUUUUUUUAAAGGACAUGACAAGAAUGCUGCACCAGUAAAAUGCACUGUUUGCUAUUGACCUAGGCUUUACAUGAUGCUAUGAAGAAAUUAAAUCCACAUCUUCUCGUGAAUCCGCUUGAUGUUUAUUUAUAUCGAUGCAUUCGACAAUCACUGGAUCAACAGCUCUGUCUGUAUCCCAGCAUGGGCCCGGAAGUUGUUUGGGAUUCAGGUGGAAAAAAAAAAAAGAAAAAGAAAGGGAAAAAAAUCCCGGAGAUGCUGUCGUCGCUUGGGAAAACUAACUGCCAUCCAGACAAUUAAAGAAGAAAGCACCGAUCGGUCGCCAGGUAAGCACGACUUCACCGGGCUUCAGCCCCAUCCACCGCUGUAGACCCGGGGGCUCGUUAUGUUUGUGAAUAGUUGGUGGGGUGUAUGCCAUUUGUCGUGUGGUCGGGUGCCAUAGCAACGGCUGGUGAGAAACAUUGUGUAGCCCAGGCCAGUUUGACGUGCUCAGUGUUGGAUGACAGCUGCGUUCAUGCGGACAAUUCGGACAGUCGCAACUCCUCCUGCAACAAAUUGCCGCCGCGUCUCGCCGCUGUCUGGACGAGCCGAUCGGUGUCACGGCGGACCGAAUCCACGGACGGUCGGGAGGCUUAUGAUGAUUAUUUAUACAUGACUGAAUGUACAAGCGAUGCCGUAGACAUCGGGUCUUACUGAAUCGUCGGGUGAAGGUUACAGCGCCAGUGCGAAGCCGUUUAUUGUUGUUAAUAUUUCAUCGCCGUGCCCCGGUGUGACUGGCGCGUCUCCCGGCUGCAUCAGCGCCUGUUGCUCCCCAUGCGCGGCCAAUGCCGGGAUAUUAAUUCUCACUGAGAUGCGUUGUCUCCGCCCCCUCUCUCCACAAAGUCAGUGUCCGCCGUUGUCAUCCAUUUGAGCAAAAGGUGCAGCUUUGCUCUACAUCUUUGUCUUCCUCAAAGCUGCGUCUGUUCUCACAUGAAAUAAACAUAUUGGCGGCUAUUUCUGAAGGAAACGAAUCUGGUGAGAGAAUGAAUGUUGAUGACUGCAAUGGACGCUCAUUUACACAAGGUAAUGGAGGGGAGUCAUUAGCAGAACAGGAUUUUUACGGCAGGUUGCAGGGUCCUUCUGCAAGAUCUCCUAACAGUCAGCAGUCCUCACCGCACCGCUCCCUUAGCUCAAACUCCAUCAAGGUUGAGCUGUGUAGUGAGGAUGACUCGUCAGGUGCUCCCAAGCUGGAGAAUAAAGAAGCUGUGAGAGCCGAUAACGAUAAAGAUGACCAAGGAGACCCCAUGGAUGAAGGAGGUGCAGCAUUCUCUGCAGCUGGAAAAGACAGAGGGAGCAUUUACAAUGAGAUUGCCAAUCCCAGUUCUGCCUCACCAGGACCUAUCAGGCUGCCCAACGGGAAGCUCCAGUGUGAGGUGUGUGGGAUGGUCUGCAUCGGACCCAACGUGCUAAUGGUCCACAAGCGCAGCCACACAGGUGAGCGUCCGUUCCAGUGUAACCAGUGUGGAGCUUCCUUCACCCAGAAGGGGAACCUGCUGCGCCACAUCAAGUUGCAUUCAGGAGAGAAGCCUUUUAAAUGUCCCAUCUGCAAUUAUGCAUGUCGCAGAAGAGACGCUCUUGCCGGACAUCUACGCACUCAUGCAGUUUCUUCUCCAACGGUGGGAAAGCCUUUCAAGUGCAGCUACUGCAGUCGCAGCUACAAACAGCAGAGCACACUGGAGGAACAUCUGGAGCGCUGCCAUAGUUACCUGAAGACUCUUGACCCUCAAAAUGCGGUCAGCACACAGAUGCAACAGGGUGACGAAUCAGUGAAUGUGGAGGCAAUUACUAAACCUGCACAGCAGCCAUCCAAUGAAAAGAUCCACUUUGUGGAUAGAUUGUCUAUCAGCAUAACCAAACGCAAGAGGUCAACUCCACAGAAGUUUUUAGGAGAUAAGCACAUGCACCUUGAUCCACCAGAAGCACCUUAUGAACUGUCCUCUGGCUCUGAGAAGGAAGGAGACCUCCUAAGCUCCCAUUCUGCUGGUGACUCCGUUGGGCCGGUCGGGUCACACCUCCACUAUGCCAGGGGAAAGGCCGAGAACCACGAGUCGUCUGCCCUGUCUCAGCUCCCUCCCAGCUUUGUGGCAGAGCUCCGCACCGUUGUGGGCUCCAUAAACAGCAACAUGACUCCUCAGGGCCCCCGAGCCCACAGCGGAGUCGGGCUUGCGGCAAUGUCUCUUGGCUUGCUAGGGCGGGAGGCUGGCGAAGGCCGAGAUGACCAGCGCUCUGCACACAGCCACACCACUUCACCCAAUGGGUGUCCUGACUCCACGGACACGGAAAGCACAGCCGAAGAGCAGAGCACAAGGGCUGCAGCCCCAACUAGUACCUCCAACAACCACCACCUCCACUACCUAACCCCAGCACUGCCCCGCAGCCAUCCCACCUCCAGCCCCAAUCAGGCCAAAGACUUGGAUGCCGAUUGGGAACGAGGGGGUCCGGUGCCCCCCGCUAUAGUAAAGAGGACCCUGAGCUCACCUCCUUCUUCCAGGAACAACUUGCAGGUGUUGGACAGGGCUGGCAGGCCCGUGCGCUCCUUCUACUGCCAGCACUGCUGCAUCCUCUUUCUGGACCACGUCAUGUUCACCAUCCACAUGGGCUGUCACGGCUUCCGCCAGCCGUUCGAGUGCAACAUCUGUGGCCACCCCAGCCAGGACCGCUACGAGUUCUCGUCCCACAUCAGCCGCGGAGAGCACCAGGUGGGCUGAGAACAGGAGAGAGACUGUGGCUGCAUGAGGAGAGGCAACUGUUGCUCUCUAAUCUCAUUGGCUUGUGUCUGUUCUGCACCAGAUUAGCUGCUUUAAAUCCCUAAUCUACAAAAUGAGGAAGAAAAAAGAUUUUUUUAACUUUAAUGUGAAAAUUUAUUCUAAACCUUUGCAGAAAUUUGUGAAAAAUGUCUUCAGCGCACCAGUUAAUGAUCAGUGGGGGCAAAUUAAACUGUUAUUGAUUACACCCCCUUAUCAAAUUAUGUGGCAAACUAGGUUUUGUCACAAAAGUGCCUUCUGUGGGGAUUUCCUCUACACACACACACACACACACACACACACACACACACACACACA